Molecule: messenger RNA, 6599 nt
Organism: Hippocampus comes (tiger tail seahorse)
Lineage: Eukaryota; Metazoa; Chordata; Actinopteri; Syngnathiformes; Syngnathidae
Gene: rbfox3a
Product: RNA binding fox-1 homolog 3a
Exons: 17
Coding region: 534-1727 (397 amino acids)
Biological process (GO): nervous system development; regulation of alternative mRNA splicing, via spliceosome
Cellular component (GO): nucleus; cytoplasm
Molecular function (GO): mRNA binding
Source: RefSeq, a predicted model, not a curated record
CGAAAGCAUCCCCACACUCGUGCCUCCACACGUUGCUCAGCAUCCUUCUCCUCCCUGUAAUCUCCCCUCCUCCUCCUCCUCCUCCUCCUCCUCUUCCUCCUCCUCCUACUGUAUGUCCCUCUCCGCUCACGCUCUCUCGGUCUCGGUCUCAGCGUCGCUCAGAGCAGUUGUUCGGCAGAGCGGCGAUACGUUUACACAGCGUGCGUUUUCGGCGGCGGCGCGCGCGUCUCCACAGCGGCGGCAGGCUGUGGGCGAACUCGCAAGAAAGGGAGCAGAGAGUCUGAUAGAAAAAGGGAGAGUGAAUGGCAAGCGAGGCAGGACUGAGCGGAACCGGAGAGAAAGCAGCACUCCUGAUUUGUUAGGCCCCAGACAAGUACAAAGCACCGAUCUUUCACGACAGGAGCCCACCAGACGACUCCACCUGCUCACAUUUCCGCCAUCGCCUCUCCUGCAGGUUUUUAUUAAAUGAAGACACAGACCUGUCCAGCUCCCUGACAUCCUUCAGCCCCUUCACUCGGACCAGUCGGCCGUACAUGGAGACCCCCAGUUGGGCAGAAACGAAGCCAGGAACUGGUCUGUGCAAACCGGGGACCAUCACUCUCUUUGGGAACGUGGUGUACGGCGGGCUCUUCAACGAACACUUUUGGCAUUUGGGGGUUCCCCUCGUCACCAGACUGGGUAAUCAAGAGGUCCCGGCGCCCCCUGAAGCAAUGGCUCAAGCCUUCCCACCCGCCCAGUACCCUCCUCCACCACAGAAUGGGAUGCCCGCUGAGUAUGCCACACCCCACACUCACCCGCCAACUGACUUCACAGGACCAAAUACGGUUGGCGAGCACGCCCUGACGCUGUACACGCCGACGCACACGCAGAGUGAACAGCCCGUGAAUGACAGCAGCGUCCCUGCACUCACAGCCAACACAGUAACGUUUUGCUUGCUUAAAGAUGGUUUCUCAGGGGAAGCUGUGUGGAGAGAAUGUUCUCCUCACCACAGUUACAAGCAGAUAGACGACGUCACACAGACGGAGGGUUCGCAGCAGCUUCACCUGCAGCCGAGUGACUCGUCAGAGAAACAGCAGCCCAAAAGAUUACACGUCUCCAACAUCCCUUUCCGUUUCCGGGACCCUGACCUGCGGCAAAUGUUUGGGCAAUUUGGCAAGAUUUUGGAUGUGGAGAUUAUUUUUAACGAGCGAGGCUCCAAGGGCUUUGGGUUUGUAACAUUUGAAACAACCGCCGAUGCUGAUCGCGCACGGGAGAAACUAAAUGGUACAAUCGUAGAAGGACGCAAAAUAGAGGUCAAUAAUGCCACAGCAAGAGUAAUGACCAACAAAAAAGUGGCAAACCCUUACGCAAACGGCUGGAAGCUGAAUCCAGUGGUUGGAGCCGUUUAUAGUCCUGAAUUUUAUGCAGUCACAGGGUUUCCAUACCCCACCGCAGGAGCAGCAGUGGCCUAUAGAGGAGCCCAUUUGCGAGGGAGGGGCCGGGCCGUCUAUAACACGUUCCGUGCCGCACCACCCCCUCCGCCCAUACCAGCCUACGGAGCUGUGGUCUACCAGGAUGGAUUUUAUGGGGCAGAAAUAUAUGGCGGAUAUGCAGCUUACAGAUAUGCCCAACCAGCUGCUACUGCUGCAGCUGCAUAUAGUGACAGUUAUGGCAGAGUCUAUGCAACAGCGGACCCGUAUCACCAUACGAUCGGUCCUGCAGCCACGUAUACCGUGGGCACGAUGUAAAUAAGACUCUAAAGUGAUGGGUACAGAUGGACAUCAAAAACUGAGAAGAAAAAUGUGGAAAGCAGAGAGACUACACGAAAAGACCAACAGAAACAAAAAGCGUGUUCCGGAGCCGUCGUAUGGAGAAGGGGAAAAAAAAAAAAAAAACCCAACCUGAAGGAUGAACGGAAGAUGAUUGUAGGCCUACUGCGAGGCCACGGCCCGAACCAUUGAAUCUCCGUAGUCUAUUAUGGGGCAGGAGGGGCUGCUGGCUCUGACCCCUGUCGAAAAACAAAACAAGCCUUGCUGAGUGGAAGAGACCAAGUUGACAGGCCACCAUAAAACAAUUUAUUUUUGUAAAAAAAAAAAAAAAAAAUCUGUUUAUCAUUUCCAAAAGGAACAAAGACUAAUGUAUGUAUUAUGAAUAUGUACGUGUGUAUAUCUAUAGUGUGUAUGUGUGUGUGUAUACAUAUACAUACACAUGCAUCUGGGUGUAAUACUGUAGGUAUGUUUAAAAAAAAAAAUGUGUCCUUACAAUUUAGAAGAGGAGCAGUGAGGUGACAGUCGAACCCCUGAUGUCUUCGGAUUGUAUCCCGUCGCGCAACACACUCACACCCAUGAAACCCCCCCUUUCUUCAUUGGGCUUCUGCCCGGUUGAACGAGGGGCUUGAUGGGUUUUUGUGUGCGCGUGUGUCUCGGAUGGGUCGCAGCCGGUCGAGGAGACGUUCCAAAUCUUGAAGGACAAAAGAUAAGGAGCCAGUGUCAUCUUCUUACUGUAGUGCGGUAGCUGUUACUUUUCUGGCAUGUCUUAUAAUGUCCACAAAAAAAAAAAAAAAAAAAAAGAAUGUGUGCCACUGCACUAGUCUGUACAGAUGGAAAUAAGAAAGAAUGAAUGGGGACGUUCUAUGAAUAGGUCAAGGUUCGAUACAGGAUACCUUUGCUGGAGGGCCUGCCAUCAUUCCAACCAAAUGUGUCGAUGUGGUGUCGUGGUCGAGGUGGCUGUGCUGUGUAGUGAACUGCUUUCAUCCGUUGUGUCGGGUUUUCGGUUGGGUGGGGCCAGACAGCGCACAAAUUAGACAAGACACGGGAGCUGCUCUGAAGCAUCGGACAGAGGGGACGGAAGAUUGGAGGAUUUAAAAUAAAACAAGAGAAAAGAAAAAAAAAAAAAAGCCCAGCCCGAGACCGUAUUUGGACAAUGACUGAGGUUUUGUGAUUUUAUUUUGAAAAGCCAGUCACAAUGGAUUUAAUGUCAUUAGUUUUUGGUGGUUGCAUAAAAUGAUUGAAUUACAUCAAUGUUUUUUAAUGGGCUCAGUAGUAUUUGGAGACAUGACACAAUUGUCAAGAAAACCAUAAUUUGUAAUCCAGGGUUUGGAUUACAAAUUACCCAACCGCAUCAAGUCCAUAAAGUGGUCCUACUUUGCGAAUGCUAGAUUUUUAAAAUUUUUUGUGAGUUCGCAUCAAUCAUGUCUCAACCGCUUUAUUUUAAAUCCAAUGUGUUGGUGCUCAAAGCCAAAAUCUCGGAAAUUGUCAACAAUCGUUGUCCAAAUGCUUCCGGGUUGAAUUCACUGUAUAAAGACGAAAAAGGGAGUCGAGGAAAAACAAAAGUUUUAUGAAGAGUCUCUUUCAUCCUUUCUAUUUAAAUGGAUCUCUCUCUUUAGUGACAUCCUUCUAUAUUUAAAACAUUGUACUAAUAACAUGCUGUUGGGCAUGACCGAAAAGUCAACUGUAGCCAUUUACUAAUGUUGUAUUUAUUGUAUUACUGGUAAGAAGACAAAAAAAAAAACAUUUAUAUAUGAAUAUAGAUAUAUAUCUAUUUGUGAUCUGCAGCUAUUGAGAAUAAGUUUGCCUUUGAUUUUCGACUCCCACGCAGGAUUUAAUGCACUGUCAAACGUAUGAAGAGUUUUCUACUCGGUGUGACGUUUUAUUCUGUUGACAUUCAUUUGGUUUUGUUUUGUUUUUCUUUUCAGUUCAGCUACUGAAUGUAAGUCAAAAACUCUCGGAACUUUCUAGGUAGGUGGUGUUGUUUUCUAUUGACAGUAUCUAUAUUUAAAAAAUACAGUGCUCUGUAAAUGAUAUAAAUGUGUAAAUGAUAUAGCAAAAUGUUUCUGAUAAGAUGCUGGACUUCUACUGACCCGGAGUGACUGUAUUAUCACGGUUCAUGUGAAAAAAAGAGGAUAAGCUAGAAUGAAAAUUGGAGGAGGGGAGCAUCCUGAAGGACCACCGGCACCCUGCAGCCGGUGAGAGAGAUAGAAAUGUUUAAUCAUUGCAGGAUCAGUUAGAAUUUUUCUUUGCCUGGCUUUUCAAAUUUGAUGAGAACAAGGAAAUUGGGAGCAGACCGUCCCGUGUGAAUAAUACAGAGGCAAAGAUGAAAAGGUCUUUUUUGAAAUAGUUUUUUUUCUACAGCUUCCCUGAAUCUUCGUGCUGUUAAGGUGCUACGGUUUGGUGUGUGCAGUCGUCGAAAGUUAAAAGUUAGUUUUUUUGUGAGGAAAAGGGGGUGGACAAAAUUUCGAGCUUUCAGAUUUCUUUCGUGUUUUUGAUUGCGUGUCGGUAUCAGUUUUAAAACUCAAGGAAUUGUCCGUUGCGGUGGCUUAUUAGUAGGAUUCAAACAAAUCAAAAUGAGAGCAUCAUAAUUGUAUGUUCAAAUAGUGUUUUGGGUUUUUUUCCCUAAGCAUUCAUUUGGAAAAUCUUGAUAAAAAAAAAAUCUUAAGAGUUUUUGAACCUCUGGAGCUAGCAUACGUCAAGCUAACGUCAUUUGUAAGGAAGUGGUAAGAAAGAGCAAAGGUAAACAUUGUAAGUAUGUAGCAGUUGUAGAAAGUUAAAAGUUAGGUUUUUCUGAGGAAAAGGGGGUGGACAAAAUAUUGAGCUUUCAAACUUCUUUAAUGUUUUUCAUGAGUGUAUAAGUUCGAAAACUCAAGGAAUUAUCCGGAGCGAUGGCUUAUGAGGAUUUAAACAAAUCAAAAUGAAAGCAUCGUAUUUUUCUUUUCAAAUAGUGUUGUUUUGUGUUCCCCCUUCAUUUAGAAUGUCUUUAUAAAUCAAUUUUUGAACCUCUGGAGCUAGCAUACUUCAAGCUAAUGUUUGGUCAUUUGAAAGGAAGUGGCAAGAGGGAGCAAAGGUAAAUAUUGUAAGUUUGUAGCAGUCUUUUUUAUUUCCCUGUGGCCUUAACGUUCGAGCUGCAUGCGGCAAUACAAUAAUGGGUACUCUUUUGGUUGUUUUGGCCGCUUGCAAAACCGUUCGUGGAGAUAGAAAAGGGCAGCUUUUGAAACUGGGUCUCAAAAUGGAAGUCACCGCUGUUUUUGCUGCUCACCGCUCCAACUCACCUAAAGUGCGGUUUACGUUUCCCGAGACGUAUGACUCACCCGGUUGAGUCUUUAAAAAUGUAAACAGCUGUGCGAUCAUUUUUGACAAGAUUGUCACAUUUUUCAAAUCUACAAAGAAACAAAAACUAUUUUACUCGACCAUUCUCGUUCGGGUGCGGACCUGACAGUAAAGAUUUAAAUCAGCACCGUGUGAUACACUUGGACAUGAUACUUAGCACCGCAUGGUUGAAUUAUUCAGCGAGAAACCAUGGCUAGAAUAUUUUAGGUCUUUUUGUCUCUUGAUGAUUAAGAUGAACAACAAAAAAAACUCCCGCACCAAAAAAAAUGUGAUGAAAACAAUCUCCAUGGCAGAGGUGUAUUGGCAGCCAUUGUUGUAGCUUAUUUUUCCACAAAUGUUUCGAUAUUUGAGUUUGACGGUGACAAUAUAUAUUCGCAGCGAUGAAUCUUAAUAAUUGGCUUUUUGCCCUUCGCCUUCACGGUGGUCAACUUUUGUCACACUUUUGAUUCACUAGUCUUGGCAUGAUUUUGUCCACCCUCUGAAAAAGAGCACUGUGCAUUGAUGAAUGUAGCAGCCUCAGGGUGCUUUUUUUUUCCCCUUCCCAGUGAGCUUUCAGGAAUCUCUGACAGAGGAGGGAAUUCUUGCCACAAAAUGACACAGAAAGCUGAAGUCUCCUCCUCCUCCUCCUCCUCCUUUUCUUUCUCUUCCACUGUACAAUGAACGAGUCGUCUUGUGUUCCGCUCAAAUAGAGUGCUGUUUGGAAAAAUAUCACGAGAUAGAUGCCUUCCGUGCAGCGGCAUUUGUAUCGUCAAAAAGUGCACAUGACACGUUAAGGACAGUCGGGUCAUGCAGUGCACGACGGUGCGCUCUCUGGUUGAAAGCCUUUUUCACAGACUGACACCAAAUGUGGGUGUGUGACUGCGGGGGGCGUCAAAGUGGAUUAUCUUUCACGAAAGGCUUACCCACCCUCAUCCCGCCGCGAUCCACCGCACUUUAACCGGGAUCAACCACUGGCAGUUGGAUCUGGAAAACGGAGGCAAAAAAAAAACAAAAACAAAAGAAGAAAACCCAAUGAAAGACUUAACAGAAAUCGAAACAAGAACAAACUACGAAAGCAACUAACGAUGUCAAUCUAAGCAGAGAUCGAGGUUCACUCGGAUCUUUGUCUUGUUCUUCUUGAAGCUAAAGUUUUCUGGGGGGGUUUUCUGUUAUUGGUUGAAGAUUUUCAUCCUGUUUACAUAUGACCCCCCCAAUUGCUAACUCUGGUUAGAAGUCAGGGGAUUUAAAAAAAAAAAAUACACACACAGAAGAGGCUUCCAUUCAGGCAUUCAUGGCAAAAUCCGGUCAUUCUGAGAGGAACCCUACAAGCUAGAAUGUCCCGUGUUUCCUUUCCCUUGAAGAUCUUCAUCCAUGACAAAUCCUUGAGCUUCCUUUCUAAUGUCUGCAAGAAGUUCCCCAUGUUAUUUUGUCAUAUACCUCAGACGCAAGAACGAAAGCAGAUUCUCCUGUCAAGUUUCCGGCCAACCAGACCCUUGCUUAACGCCACUUUGUUACCCCAGCUCCACCCGAAAAAAAAAA